AUGGGCGCCGCGGGCUCCUCCGCUCUGGCCCGCCUGGGCCUCCCGGCGCCGCGGCUCCCCGCGCAGCCCCGGCCGGCUUGGCUGGGGGUGGCCGCGCUGGGCCUGGCGGCCGUGGCGCUGGGGACGGUCGCCUGGCGCCGCGUUGGGCCGGGCCGGCGCCGGCGGCGGCAGCAGGUGGGCACCGUGGCGCAGCUCUGGAUUUACCCGGUUAAGUCCUGCAAGGGGGUGCCGGUGAGCGCGGCCGAGUGCACCCCCAUGGGGCUGCGCAGCGGCCACCUGCGCGACAGGUUUUGGCUUGUGAUCAACGAGAAGGGCAACAUGGUGACGGCCCGUCAGGAACCUCGUCUGGUCCUGAUUUCCCUGACCUGUGAGGGGGAUGCCCUGACCCUCAGUGCAGCCUACACGAAGGACCUGCAGCUGCCCAUCACCGCACCCGCUAGCAAUGCGGUGCUCAAGUGCAGAGUGCACGGCCUGGAGAUCGAGGGCAGGGACUGUGGUGAGGCCGCAGCCCAGUGGAUAACCAGCUUCCUGAAGACUCAGCCCUACCGUCUGGUGCAUUUCGAGCCUCACAUGCAACCGAGAAAUUGUCACCAAAUAGAGGAACCAUUCCCACCCACAGACCAGGUCGCUUACCCAGACGCCAGCCCAUUCCUGAUCCUCUCUGAGGCUUCGUUGACUGAUCUCAACUCCAGGCUGGAGAAGAAAGUGAAAGCAAUUAACUUCAGGCCCAACAUCAUAGUUUCAGGAUGUGGUGUCUUCGCAGAGGAUUCAUGGGAUGAACUUCUUAUUGGUGACGUGGAACUUAGGAGGGUGAUGGCUUGUUCCAGGUGCAUUUUAACCACCGUGGACCCAGACACUGGCAUCAUGAGCAGGAAGGAGCCACUGGAGACCCUGAAGAGCUAUCGCCUGUGUGAUCCUUCUGAACAAAAGUUAUAUGGAAAAUCACCUCUGUUUGGACAAUAUUUUGUUCUGGAAAACCCAGGAACGAUCCAAGUGGGAGACCCCGUGUACCUGCUGGGCAACUAAUAGGGUCGUAGACCUGGUAUUGAUGCCUAGAGAAAUGCCCUUGAAGAAGCCAGCGCUUGAAGAGCAGGGUUUUGGAAUGGCCACUGCAGCCUUUUCUUUAGAAAAAAAUUUUUGGCCAAGAUUUCCCUUUUUUGGAUUUUCUUGUAUCUCAGUGCUUCCGGGAGCUCAGUGCACAAAGCAAAGAAGUAACUUAGUAAAACUUCUGGAAGAUCCUUACAUGAGAAGAAAGGUUUCUGAAAACUCUAUGGAACUAUGAUUGUGGGAUAAUUCUCCUUCUUCACUCACCUACCAGCACAUUAACUUCCAUCAUCAAUAAGUGAGUGAGAGGAAAGUUCUGGAAUGUUUUAAUGCCCCAAUGCAUGGUGAAUGAAGUGGAAGCCCACUAUCUCCCCAUGUAAGACUGGAAAUACAUUUUGUUUUUUUCCUUGAGCCCUGGGCUUGCUUUUGAAGGGGCACCAAGAGCCUGCCUGUCAGGUAACUGAAGAUGUUCACUUGUCAUGCAUCAUACAUCUUUCGUACAUAUCUACAAUUUUUUCAUGCAUCUAUUGCUUUUCAGAUAGUGUCGAUGAGGAUUUGAUGGAUCCUUCAUGGCAUGCAUUGCUGCUACAGGACAACAGAAAUAUUAGGGUAGAGGCCUCCCUGGUGACUCAGGUGGUUGAGCACAGCGCAAUGUGAAGCUGUCUGCAGCUUCUGCAGUGCGGGUUCGAUUCUGGCUGGCUGGGGAGAUACACACCUGGCAUGGCAGACCUCUCCUGUCUCGCCUGCUCCUCCCCUCAGCAGUGUAUUUCAAUCUGCCUGUUUUGUUCCUUCCUCUGUCUCUGGUGAAUCCACUCACCCUCCUGCACAUCUGGCCUGUGCCCCAGUUCUUGUAUAAAUAAAUAAAUCUUUUAAAAAAAAGAAAAAAAAAGAAAUGUCAGGGUAGAAAAUCAACUCAUAAAUCAAUAAAGUGGGGGAAAAAAGAUGAAAAUCAACUUAAUGUGAGCAGCCGUGGUGACACCCUGACAUGGGACAUGAGAAAAGCAAGAGAAGCAAACCCUUUCUUGCCAUGAAACAAAAUGUCAAGUCUGUCUCCCUCAUGAUCCAAAAUUUUCGAGCACAGGAGGCGUAGUCUGAUGUCUGAGAUGCUGUUGGAUGUUGCUCAGGGAAAUGCCCGCGCAGAGAACGGCCUGACAGCUGCUGCCACCUGGCGGCCCUGCGUGGUGGCUCAGCCCAUGCUGUUGGAAAACUUGAAAAAUGCUGGUGGGUGGGUCUUAGUUUUCUAUCCUAGGAAAAGUUGUUUAGAAGGGAAGCCGGUGUUGUGCUUGGUGUUGUCUGCUGGCCUGCCGUAGGCAGUGGGUUUCCUACAGCACUCGGAGGGGCUGUGAUGUUGCGGGUCCUGCUGGGUUCUCCAUGGCAGGAUGCUCCUCCCCAGAUUCAGGUGAAAUGGAGCUGAAGUCCAUGGAUGAGAAGAAACAUGAUUGUGUGGUUUGAAAUAAACCAUUGAAAACCCUUCAAAGGAGAAGAGGAAACCAUGCCAGCUGUUUUAAAAAAAAAAAACAAUAUUUAAUUUUCCUACUGAUUGAAUUAUAUGACUCUUAAGAUCUGAUGAAAUGUAUCAUUUGCCCUUUUUUCGCUUUGAUUGUAUUAAGGAGCUGACUCAAUCAUGAAAAAAUGUUUCAAAACUGUAAAUAAAGGGAAGUGACUUACUAGCUUCAGACUAGUUUCAGACCUUACUAGCUUCCUGGCUCACCAUCUGAAGUCACCCAGUUUCGAGGGUCAGACUUUGAGAACGGAUGUAGGUGAAGGUGAGAGUCGGUAAUUCUGCCACCGGCCCGGAGCUGGUCUCUUACAUGGGCCAGCUCAUACCAGCCUCCCGGGGCAAACAACCAUCUUUGAAGGGCUGUCAGGAGAGCAAGCUUUUAUCCAAGGGCUGUGUGUUUUCCACAGCCUCUCAGAAUCACUGGGACGUAGCCUAGCUCGGAGAUAAAGGUACGUGUGUGUGUUUUCUGCUCGGUGAAUAACUGCAAUUUGUUUUCUGCACAUUUGGUGUGAUGUGGAGGAUGAAAGCAGUCAGCUCAUCUCACCCAUCGCCUCCCCCGGUAGGUCCACUGUAGCUGGAACUACGGAUAGGUGGAGGCAGAUGUCAGAGUCCAACAACGAACUUUAUGCAGGAGCUUGGGGAACCCAGGACAGGCUCACAUAGGAGUUAGGGAACCACUUGGCUAUGGAUGGUCUGAGAGCCCCGUCCUUAGGGAUACUUCCCGAGGCUGGGUAGGGAGCUUUUCCUAGAUAUUUAGCAUUAGCACACGCUGAAUGCCUACCUUGGAUUUUUAAUCCUUUGCAAGUAGUCACAUCCACUUUCUUGGCGACCAGACUGAGUGGGCCACACCUCCUGCUGGCCUGCCACUCCCCGCAUGGCAGAGGACCCCUGGUGGUGGAAAGUCUCCUACUUCUCAGGAUGUGUGGGAAAUGCCUGUUAGAACAGAGGGUCCCGUGGCCUCUCGAGUCUCAGAGUAGUUGCCCAGCCUUCUGUCAGUGAGAUUUAAAAGCCAUUUACUUGUGUUUAUUUUAUAUUUAAUGAGAGGGUUCAUGCCACAGGCAGGCCUAAUGUCUCGUUUAUUUUGGAUACUGAACGUUUGCACACAAUUCCACUUGAAAUAUAGGAGCAGGAGCACAGACCCUCAGGAAGGUCUCCUCCUGGGUGUGGGUGAUGGGCAUUUGAGGUCAGGCUGAUACCCCCCCUUGGUGGGCCUAUCAUUCUGGGUGUCAGCUUCAUGCAGCUGUCACUGUGGAGCUACAGGCCCAGCAGUGGCUAUCUGAGGGAGAGGAGAAGGGACAGAGUGGGAAAGAUUCUGGGCAGCCUGCUCAAGGCCCACUUUCUUGGCUUUUCCACAGAAAAUUUAGAAAUUUGCUACCAGGAGAGAGAAGAGGCCACUUAGACACACCAGGUCAGAAAGAGAUCCAGGUGGGCUGAUGGAAGUGAGUCAAUUGCUAUCAAUGAGGAACAUACUUUCUCUCCCUCAGUGAUUUGGGGGAUCCUCCUCCUUCUGUGAUAUGGGGUACCCUCCUCCCACCCUCCUCUCCUCCCACAUGGAUGUGAUGUGGGGGCAGGAGAUGCACUUGGGGGCAGCUGCCCAUGUGGCCAAACUCAGGAGAGCCUGACUAGCAGGAGUGCCUUGGGAGGCCCUUUGUGAUACUGUCCCUGAGAGUUAUGGCAGCUGGUGGCCAAUGCUGAGAGUGUGACAGGUGAAUAAAGCCCACAAUGGUGAAUCCACUGAGUGACCAGUGGUCACUCACAGAAGCCCCGAGCCUCUCAGACCAGACAUCCCUCCACUGUAGGUCCAAUCGGAGUAUUGGAGCCAGGCCACACCGCUGCCCUCUCCUAGCCACCAUUGGGCCCAGGAAUUUGGAAGAUUGCCUGUGAAAAAAACCCCAUAGCAAAAAAUUCCAUGGGCCAAAACUGUAGGAAGUGCUGAAUGCCUCACUCCUUUUCAAAGGCCCAGCUGCCGGUGGAAGGCUGUGGGGACCUGCAGACGAGAGCACCACUCUCCCCAAGGCGCUCCUUCUGGUCUCUGGAGAAAAUCUGCUCUGAACUCUAAGGGAGCACCAGCCAGGGGCAAGAAGGGUGACCAGCAGGAGGUGCCUUCUUGGGAAGUUUCAAGCUGUUAACACUUGGAGGCCUCGGAGAUGCUUCCUCUCGUUGUCUCCCUGGUCCCUGUGACUUGGGUGGGAGGAUGCGACUGAGGCUAAAGAGGCUGAUGGUAUGGAAAGGGUGUCUUAGACCAGCUCUCCUAUCACAGGCCGAGGGAGAAGUAUUCACUUUGCUCUCAUCUUCCAAACCUAUUCAUGUAUGGAAGGGUGUGCCCUGAUAGAGAGGUGGGGUGACACGUCCUGGCCUUGCAGCAGUACCACGUGACACAUUGGACCAGGCUGCCUGCUGCACCAGGGAGGCACCAUCUCUCUGUCUGCUGGCUUUCCCUUUCCCUCCCCUUCCCUUUCUCAGUGAGAGCUGCCUCCCCCACAGGAAGCACAUACUCACUUGUUCACUUCAUACUGUGAUCUUCUAUCAGAAAGAACGGACAUUGUUGGCUUCUCCAUUUUCAUAGAAAGUGGACAAGUGUGUUAUUUUAGUGUCUGAAGUUAUCCCAUUUCAAGCCAGCAGAGGAAUCUGGCUCAGCAUUUAAAUGUUCUUGGAAUUGGGAUGAUAAAAAUGUGCCUGCAAUUAAACCUUUGUCUGCUUGCGCUGCCCUGUCUUCAGUGGAAGAGGCCCAGGCCUUGGUUUUAACUAUGAUCCUGUUUUCCCUGAAAACAUGACUAAUAGGGGACUAUUGGGGCCUCCUGGGGCUAACAAUAUGAAAGCCAUGUUCUCCCUAGCUCAGAAAUAGAAGUUGAUCUGAUGACAUUAUUAGUCUUCCUGGACAGGUUAUAGGUUAUAUUAUGGAACAGGCUAAGAAGUGACUUCCAUCCCUAUCGUCCAAGAUUGAUCAUGAUAGGUGAGUCAAGUUCACACAUUUGGCUCUUGACCAAUCCAGUCAAUCACCCUGGUGGUCCACAGUCAUGCUCUACCUUCAUAGAACAUUCCAGACUGCCCUUCCACCAGCUUCCCUCAUGAAACCCAUGGUCCUUGACAAUUGCCUUUCAUUCUCUCUACCAUCUCCACUUGUCCCUGGCCUGCGUCUUCAAUAGUCUGGACUCUGGUCCAUAUAGAGUCCUUUGGAAUGGAGGUCAGGUACCACACCUGUCUCUCUCUUUGGGAUUUGCUGGGAGUAUUGUAAAUAAAGUAUUGUUGUCACGAUAUUUCUAGUGAAUAUUUUUAUACCCAAUAAAGUCUCAGAGAGAUGACAUUGGCUUGGGCUAGAGAAGGGCCACCUCUUCAUGACUUGCCCAGCAAUUAAAGGAGCUUGUUAGUCAGUCGGAGGCCCAGGACGGCCGAGGACAGCUGGAGAGCUCUUCUUUGCAAGCAGCUCUGGUUAACAUCAACCAGGAAAGCCCUUUGUAAACACAUGAAUAAUUGAUCGUGCAGCGCUCACAUAGCUACUGAGGAUCUGAGCCCCGAUGACUCAUUUGCGAGCCAUUCCUGUCGUCUGGAUGCCAUAACAUUGGAGAAAUGAUGAUUGUUUCUUGGAGAUUCUUCUGUGGCCAGAGUUGCCAAGACCCAGGCUGUAAUGGUUUGUUAUGAUGACCUUUGUUAUUCCAUUAGGCUCAAUUGCUUUAAAAAAUGAUGUGUGCAUACUUUAGGAGCGAUUUUACCCUUUAUGUUGACCUGACAUCAUAGUUUAUAUUACGCACUGUAUUAAUGACAGAGGAGUGUUUUCAUGUCCCAAGGACAAAUUUUAACAACCAUAAUCUGCCCUUAGUCAUCAUAAAUAUAAAUGUAUUGGUCAAACAGAUCUCGUUAAUGUGGCCAAGAUAAAUGCAAGUCUAUAUUUUAAGGCCGUUGAAGUCCUAGAGAAUGAAUAUAUUUGGAGCUUUUCAUGGGGCUAAGAAAUCUUGUAUAUGUGCUAUCAAAAGGCUGAGAAAAUGAACACUUCCCCCUCUGGUUUUGAGUUGGACAGAUAUAAAUGUUUCUUGGGGAUGUCAAGUGAGAUUGUUCUCAUUGUUUCUGGACACCAUUAGUGCCUGUGGGGUGAAUCUUAGUUCUUAAAGCCAUAUUCUUCUCAUUAUGCUCAUAGGGCUUUGGAAAGAAGCGAAGAUUUCAUGUUCUAGGCAUAUGUUGCUCAACCACAUUUUCCUGAGUUACACUGCGUUGUAAAGUUUUAAUUGUAUGCAUCCUCCCUCUGCCCCCAUGUCUUGCUUCUUAUAAACUGUGUCCCUUCUCUGCAGAUGUGUGUGUGACAUUUUGCUUCAUUCAGCUGGCAAUGCAAGUGCUGG
This is a messenger RNA of Talpa occidentalis (Iberian mole), 6876 nucleotides long. RefSeq names its product mitochondrial amidoxime reducing component 1 (gene MTARC1). NCBI's taxonomy places the organism in Eukaryota, Metazoa, Chordata, Mammalia, Eulipotyphla, Talpidae. The record is from RefSeq and is a predicted model, not a curated record. Bases 1 to 1026 code for a protein of 341 amino acids. Gene Ontology annotation, molecular function: nitrate reductase activity; molybdopterin cofactor binding; pyridoxal phosphate binding. The transcript has 7 exons. Gene Ontology annotation, cellular component: mitochondrial inner membrane. Gene Ontology annotation, biological process: nitrate metabolic process.